Messenger RNA from Racocetra persica, 441 nucleotides. Lineage: Eukaryota; Fungi; Glomeromycota; Glomeromycetes; Diversisporales; Gigasporaceae. The record is from the annotation of a GenBank genome assembly.
GAAUCAGGACCUUGGUUUCAUUAUUUUGAAAUAACAAUAAUAUCAAAUCCUAACAAACGAGAUUCAACUAUAGCUAUUGGAGUAACCACUAAACCAUAUCCCAGCUUUAGAUUACCAGGGUGGAAUAAACAUUCUGCUGGAUAUCAUUCAGAUGAUGGUCAUAAAUUCAAUAAUGAUGGUCUUGGAGGACGAAGUUAUGGCGAAAGAUGGGGUGAUGUUGGUGACAUAAUUGGAUGUGGUUAUUACCCUGAUACAGGCAUUGUAUUCUUUACAAAAAAUGGUGAAUUUCAAGGUAAUGCAUUUUCAGGACUAAAACAUAUCUGGUUUCCAACCGUUGGAGCUGAUAAUAAAUGUAAAGUUGAAGUUAACUUUGGUGACGGAGAAAAAGAAUUUCGAUUUGUAGAAGCUAGAGGAAUGUGCGUUUCAGGACCAAGAAUCUAG